Molecule: messenger RNA, 4782 nt
Organism: Neofelis nebulosa (Clouded leopard)
Lineage: Eukaryota; Metazoa; Chordata; Mammalia; Carnivora; Felidae
Gene: FSHR
Product: follicle stimulating hormone receptor
Exons: 10
Coding region: 94-2172 (692 amino acids)
Biological process (GO): male gonad development; follicle-stimulating hormone signaling pathway
Cellular component (GO): membrane
Molecular function (GO): follicle-stimulating hormone receptor activity; G protein-coupled receptor activity
Source: RefSeq, a predicted model, not a curated record
UCUUCUCAUAAGAGCGCUGUGUGGAGCUUCUGAAAUUUGUGGAGAUUUUUCUCUGCAGAUGCAGCAAGAAAGCAGGUGGAUGGGUGAAUAAGUAUGACCUUGCUCCUGGUCUCCUUGCUGGCAUUCCUGAGCUUAGGCUCAGGAUGUCAUCAUCGGAUCUGUCACUGCUGGCACAGGGUUUUCCUCUGCCAAGAGAGCAAGGUGACAGAGAUUCCCUCCGACCUUCCCAGGAACGCAGUUGAACUGAGGUUUGUCCUCACCAAACUUCGAGUCAUCCCAAAAGGAGCAUUCUUGGGAUUUGGGGACCUGGAGAAAAUAGAGAUCUCACAGAAUGAUGUCUUGGAAGUAAUAGAGGCAAAUGUGUUCUUCAACCUGUCCAAAUUACAUGAAAUUAGAAUUGAAAAGGCCAACAACCUGCUAUACAUCGACACUGAUGCCUUCCAGAACCUUCCCAACCUCCGAUAUUUGUUAAUAUCCAACACAGGUAUUAAGCACUUGCCAGCUGUUCACAAGAUUCAAUCUCUCCAAAAGGUUCUACUAGACAUUCAAGAUAAUAUAAACAUCCACACAGUCGAAAGAAAUUCUUUCAUGGGGCUGAGUUUUGAAAGUAUGAUUUUAUGGCUGAAUAAGAAUGGCAUUCAAGAAAUACACAACUGUGCAUUCAAUGGAACCCAACUAGAUGAGCUGAAUCUAAGUGAUAACAUUAAUUUGGAAGAAUUGCCUAAUGAUGUUUUCCAGGGAGCCUCUGGACCAGUCAUUCUAGACAUUUCAAGAACCAGGAUCCAUUCCCUGCCUACCUAUGGCUUAGAAAAUCUUAAGAAGCUUCGGGCCAAGUCAACAUACAACUUGAAAAAGCUUCCCAGUCUGGAUAAGUUUGUCGCACUCAUGGAGGCCAGCCUCACCUACCCUAGCCACUGCUGUGCCUUUGCAAACUGGAGACAGCCAAUCUCUGAGCUUCAUCCAAUUUGCAACCAAUCUAUUUUAAGGCAAGAAGUUGAUGAUAUGACUCAGGCUAGGGGUCAGAGAGUCUCUUUGGCAGAAGACGAGGAAUCCAGUUACACCAAAGGAUUUGACAUGAUGUACAGUGAAUUUGACUAUGACUUAUGCAAUGAAGUGGUUGAUGUGACUUGCUCCCCUAAGCCAGAUGCAUUCAACCCAUGUGAAGAUAUCAUGGGGUAUGAUAUUCUAAGGGUCUUGAUAUGGUUUAUUAGCAUCCUGGCCAUCACAGGGAACAUCAUAGUGUUGAUGAUCCUGAUAACCAGCCAAUACAAACUCACAGUUCCCCGGUUCCUUAUGUGCAACCUGGCCUUUGCUGAUCUCUGCAUUGGAAUCUACCUACUGCUCAUAGCAUCAGUUGAUAUCUACACCAAAAGCCAAUACCACAACUAUGCCAUUGACUGGCAAACUGGAGCAGGCUGUGAUGCUGCUGGCUUUUUCACAGUCUUUGCCAGUGAGCUUUCAGUCUAUACCCUGACAGCCAUAACAGUGGAAAGAUGGCAUACCAUCACCCAUGCCAUGCAGCUAGAAUGCAAAGUACAGCUCCGCCAUGCUGCCAGCAUCAUGCUGCUAGGCUGGAUCUUUGCUUUCACGGUCGCCCUCUUUCCCAUCUUUGGCAUCAGCAGCUACAUGAAGGUGAGCAUCUGCCUGCCCAUGGAUAUUGACAGCCCCUUGUCACAGCUCUAUGUUAUGUCCCUCCUUGUGCUCAAUGUCCUGGCCUUUGUGGUUAUCUGUGGCUGCUAUGCUCACAUCUACCUCACAGUGAGAAACCCCAAUAUUGUGUCCUCCUCUAGUGACACCAAGAUCGCCAAGCGCAUGGCUAUGCUCAUCUUCACAGACUUCCUCUGCAUGGCACCCAUCUCCUUCUUUGCCAUCUCUGCCUCCCUCAAGGUGCCCCUCAUCACUGUGUCCAAGUCAAAGAUCCUACUGGUCCUGUUCUACCCCAUCAACUCCUGUGCCAACCCCUUCCUCUAUGCCAUCUUCACUAAGAACUUCCGCAGGGAUUUCUUCAUUUUGAUGAGCAGGUUUGGUUGCUAUGAAAUGCAAGCCCAAACUUAUAGAACAGAAACUUUAUCCACUGCCCACAACUCCCAUCCAAGAAAUGGCCACUGCCCUCCAGCUCUCAGAGUUACCAAUUACACACUUGUCCCUCUAACCCAUUUAGCCCAGAACUAAAACAUUAGGUGCAAAAUGUAUCUCAGUGUCAAAGGAUAACUGAAGUCUCACUUUUGAAGUAUAUGCCAUGGCAUAGCUGUCAGAGUACUCUACAUACUUCAUCCUAUUUAAUCUUCCUAGCACACCUGUAAGGUAAAUUGCUCAGGAACUAUUACUCCAUAUGAUAGAUUAAGAAGCUGAAGUAGUAACAACAUUCAUAAUUAAAACAAUACAUUUGUUUUAUGCUUUAUGAUGUUCACAGUGCUUUUGUUCAGAUCAUCCCAACUGAUCCCUAUAAAAGUCCUAUUAACCAGGAUUAUUCUUGGAGUUUUAUAGACAAGUAUAUCAAGACUCAAAGGAUUAAGUGACUUGUUCCAGAUGGCUUGGCUUAUAAGAAGCAGAGCCACAAUUAGGUGUUCCGAUUCCCAAAAAACUUCCAAGGGAAGCAGCACAAUGUUCAUUCACUCAUUCAUUCAUUCAACAAAUAUUUACUGAGUACCUAUGUGAUGGCUUUGUUAUGCGUCAGCUUCAAUAAGGUAAACUACAUUUCCCAGAAUCCCCUAUGUGCUUCCCAUCAUGAUGGGCUACAGAGAAGAUUGUUGGGAAAAGAGAUUAAGGGAAACUCUAGCCAUUUUGUCACUCUUACACUUUGUUGCUGAUCUGCUGAUUCAGCUCACUGCUAUGGAGCAGCCACUGGGCCUGGAAAUGCUCUAUCUUCCCUUGGAUCCUCCAGGCAGUCUGACUCCUGAGCCAGGUACAUGUGCUUCAUUCAAUGAUGAAGAACCUCGGCUGCUGCAAAAUUCUUUUAUGACCAAGGGGAGAGGCAACAAGAAGGAAAUGGGGCAGUUUUAUCUUGUGGGGUUCCAUCUCAUGCGGUGGCUUCCAGCAUGCUAGUGGUCUUCCCUUUAUCACUGCCUCUGUUGUGGACUUGAGCUCCAGCAUGAGAUGCAUGCCUGGUUCUGCUUCUUUAGUUAAAGCCUAAUUUGUAGAAGAUAGAGCCUACUAUAUGGCAUGUAUGUAGAUUAUAAUUUUAAGAACCUAGUGGCUUUGGAAUUAGAGCUAAGACUUUAUCAUAAAUCCUCGAUAAGUGAGGACACUAUAGUAUCUCUCCAGGCUCAACUUAUUCAUGUUAAUUGGAAUUGGUUAGAAUUCCUAACUAUUGGGCUUAUUGUGAGAAGUGAAUAAGAAAAUGUUAAGUGCUUUAGUGUUAUAGUAGGCUUGAUACAUUUCAGUUUACCUUUCUCCCCCUAGACCAAUGCCCAGUACUCCUGACCCUUGAUCUAGAACUCAUUCCAUUAUACCAUAUUGUUCCUAAUAAGUAACUAUAUUUCCCAUAUUUAUUUUCCUGAAAGACCCAGUCUAGAAAACCUGGACCAUAAAUUCCAACCAUAAAUCUCCACCAAGCACUGUUCCAUAACCACCUCACAAAGCUCUCAGUCUCCUCUCAGAGUAUGCUCUUUCCAUGUUGAAGCCAAUCCUUCCUCCUCUUGCCUUAGGGCAAGCAUUUCAUAACUUUGUCCCAAAUGAAUUAACAAGGAAGUUCGUAUAGGGCUGGAAGAAAAAGCAAUCAUUUCUCCCUAUGUGCCCUGGCAUCAUCUUGAUCUGUUGUGAGCAUCAAGUGAACAAUAGAAUGGUUAUCUUUAAAAAUAGUGUAGACCAGGGUGUCUGGCUGGCUCAGUGAGUUCAGCGUCCAACUGUUGAUUUCAGCUUAGGUCAUGAUCUCACUGUUUGUCAGAGGGAGGCCUGGGUCAGGCUCUGUACUGACAGCACAGAGCCUGCUUAGGUUUCUCUCUCUUCCAAUCUCUCUCUGACCCUCCCCCACUCAGUCUCUCUAAAUAAACAUGAAAUACAUAAAAAUAAGUAGUCUAGACCUAGGCUCUUCAGUACAGUAGCCACUAGCCUCAUGUGGCUACUGAGCACUGGAAAUAUGGCUAACCGGUAUGAGACAUGUUAUAAGUGCACACAACAGACUUGAUUUCAAAUAGUUACUGCAAAGAAAAAAAUAAAGGAUGUAUGGUAACCCAGUAAUUUUUUAUACUGACUACCUACUGGAACACUACUAUUUCGAACACAUUAAGAAAAGUGUAAAAUUAAUUUCAUCUAUUUCUUUUGACAUUUUUAAAUGGAGCUACUAAAACACUUAAAGUCACCUAUGUAGGUCAUGUUUGUGGCUUAUGUUAUGUUUCUAUUGGAGAACACUGGUCUAACCUGACACGAAAAUAAAGCAUUUUCAUUUAGCAUUUUCCUCUCUGGCCCCCACACAAGUUUGUCACACUGUUGGGUGUCCCAGCUCCAUCUGCAGCCAUACUUCAUCCUUGUUUAUGUCCAAAAGGAAUAGGUUUCUGAAUUUGGACUCAAAAGCAAGUAGCAGCUAAAUUAAAACUAGGAUACAGUAUUAAUUAUUUUACAACAUAGCUGUUGAUAACACAUUGGUUUAACAGAUAGUGGUUCUAAGAGGCAAGAAUAUGUUUAAAGAUAAAUAAACGCCAAGAGAAGCUCAUAAGACUUUUGUUCCAUCACUUUAUCACUACAACACUUCCUGUAAGAGAUGAGACUUUCCUUAAAAAAGCAAACAUAUUUAUAGGGAGCUAAAUUUAGUGCUCCAAAACUCUUAAGUCUUAAGGGAAAAAU